CGGGGCAGACCCACGACCGGGGGAGGCAUGCAGAGCGCGACCUUGCUGGGGUUCACCACCCUGGCACUGGCCUUGGCCACGGCCACCUCGCCUCAAGAAGGCAAGAAGAAGAUCGAGAAGCCUGGAGCUGCCCUCCCAACGUAUGACAACCUGGACCUGCCCAACUACGACUUUGACCUCAGCCUGGACAGCGAGGGAGAGUUCUUCGACCCGAGCCUCUAUGAAGAGCUUUACGACUAUAAUGACCUGGCACCAAAGAUCGAGGUGGGUACAUUGGCUCCUCCAACCAAGCAGCCAGAGGGCACGAGAGCCAUGCUGACCGACGCAUCCAGAAAGCCGCCCCCGACGUCCCCACCAGAUCUGCUCAGGUCCAUAAUCAAACAGGGUCUGCCCACCUGCCUGGUCUGCGUCUGCCUCAGCACUUCCGUGUACUGCGAUGACGCCGACCUGGACCAGAUCCCACCUCUGCCGCUGGAGACCACCUACCUCUACGCCCGCUUCAACCGCAUCCGCCACAUCCGAGCCAGCGACUUUGCCAGGCUGAAGAAGCUGAAGCGAAUCGACCUGACUAGCAACGACAUCUCGUGUGUGGACGACGACGCCUUCCGGCAGCUCAGCACCCUGCAAGAGCUCAUCCUCGCGGAGAACCGGCUGCCCGCGCUGCCCGCCUUGCCCAGCAGCCUCGUGAGGCUCGAUGCCCGGUUCAACAGGCUGCAGAGCUCCGGUCUCCACCCUGAAGCCUUCAGGAAGCUGAAGAAGCUGCAGUUCCUGCACCUGUCGGAUAACAAGCUGGACGCUAUCCCAGUGCCCCUGCCUGAGGGCCUGCGGUCCCUGCACCUGCAGAACAACAACAUCCAAACCAUUCACAAAGACACGUUCUGUGAGAGCCAGGACCACAGUCACGUCCGACAGGCCCUGGAGGACAUCCGCCUGGACGGCAACCCCGUCAACCUGAGCCUCUUCCCUGACGCCUACUUCUGCCUGCCUCGGAUACCCACUGGCCGCUUCGACUGAGCCUCCGGCAAAGGGAUCCGCUCUCAGGAAAGGGCCGCCCUGGAUCGCCACGCUAAGCUCUCCAUAUCCGGUCGGCGUCAGCUGGUAUUUGCCCUCCUCCUUGCUCAUCUUCGCCCCCUUGGCUUUGUGUAGAUUGGGGGCUAAGGUUCCAGUUAGCACAUCUGAGUGUGUGUGGGUUAGAAGUCUAGCUAGCCUAGGGAUACCGCAUCAGAUGUUAAACUGGCCAGGGGAUGCUGGCUCCUACUGAGGUCUUGGUCCAUGUGUGCCUGCAGGCAGGAUGCCCCAGGCCUAGAGAAGCGCUAAUAAAAUGAAAAAAGGUUAAAAACUCAUUCUGUGGCUGGUUUAAAACAUAAUAACCUGCCCUCCCCACACCCAAAUCAGGCACAGCAGCCGUUCUAUGAGCAUGGAGGGGUGCACAGCAUGGGGAUAUGAACGACGAGUCGACAGACUGCCUGACUAGUUGCUUCCCCGCCCCCUUGUUGCCUCUGUCAGAAAGAGGCAUCAGGGUGCUCCAAAGCGGCUGCAUGGGCUCCACGCAGCGUGGCUGCUUUGAAACGCCACAUGCAGCCUGCGG
Pelodiscus sinensis (Chinese soft-shelled turtle) is the source of this 1588-nucleotide messenger RNA. RefSeq names its product opticin (gene OPTC). Gene Ontology annotation, biological process: articular cartilage development; bone development; collagen fibril organization. The record is from RefSeq and is a predicted model, not a curated record. Gene Ontology annotation, molecular function: protein binding. Gene Ontology annotation, cellular component: extracellular matrix. Lineage: Eukaryota; Metazoa; Chordata; Testudines; Trionychidae.